Molecule: messenger RNA, 2196 nt
Organism: Zingiber officinale
Lineage: Eukaryota; Viridiplantae; Streptophyta; Magnoliopsida; Zingiberales; Zingiberaceae
Product: BTB/POZ domain-containing protein At5g48800-like
Exons: 4
Coding region: 4-2010 (668 amino acids)
Molecular function (GO): protein binding
Source: RefSeq, a predicted model, not a curated record
UCCAUGGGCAGGCGCCUGCAUGCAUGCGCUCAGUGCUCUGAUUCCUGCUCGCUCCCCGCUCCUUUCCUGCUGCUUUUUGUCCUCUGCUCUCCAAAAUUCUCCUCCUACGGCUCGAAAGGGGCAGGCAACAGAAAGCAAAAUCAAGAUUUGCAGCGGCGUUGCGAUGCCCGGGCCACCACCACCACCAUCAAUCCAUUUCAGCUCAUGAUCAGCUUCUUCUUCUCCAAGGCUUGCAGCAUGCAAACCCCCUUUAGCUCCCUGCUGCCGUUCCGGAGCUUUCCCUGUGGAGAUGAAUCGCUUCCACCACCAGCAACUCCUUCCCGGCUGCUCUGCUUCUUCUCCGCACAAGCAAAGACGAUCUUUUUGGAUGUUCCUAGUGACGUUACGAUUGAGGUAGCUGGUGUGAGAUUUCAGCUUCAUAAGUUCCCGCUGGUCGCCAAGAGUGGCAGGAUCCGUCGGAUCUUGUCGGAAUCCAUAGACGGCGACAAGAUUCAGCUGCCGGGUCUACCCGGCGGUCCCGAGACAUUCCGGCUCGCCGCCAAAUUCUGCUACGGCGUCCAUUUUGAGCUCACGGCAGGCAACGUCGCCGAGCUCCGCUGCGCCUCGGACUACCUCGAGAUGACCGGCGACUACGCCGGCGACAACCUCGCGACCCGGUGCGAGGCCUACCUCGAGGAAGUCGUCUGCAAGAACCUCGAGUUCUGCGUCGAAGUGCUGCGCCACUGCGAAGGUUUGCUCCCCCUGGCCGACGAGCUCGGCGUGGUGAGCCGGUGCGCCGACGGCGUCGCCGCCACGGCCUGCGCGGAGCAAAUCGCCGCCAGCUUCUCGCGACUGGAGUACAGCUCCGGGAGGCUCCACGUCACCAAGAAGAGCGAUCCCAACUCCGGCGAGGACUGGUGGAUCCAGGACCUCUCCGUCCUCCGCAUCGACCUCUACCGGCGGGUGGUGGAGGCCGUCAAGGGCCGCGGAAUCCGCCCGGAGAGUGUCGGAGCUUCGCUCGUGGAUUACGCCGAGAAGGCGUUCCGCAAAAGGCCCGCCAGAGCCGCAACCGGAGAAUGCGAAGGGAAGGCGGUGGUAGAAACGAUCGCCAGCCUUCUUCCGGCGGAAAAGCACGCCGUCUCCGUCAAUUUCCUCUUCGGCCUCCUUCGCUCCGCCAUCUUUCUCGACUGCUCGACGACCUGCAGGCUAAUUCUCGAGACAAGAAUCGGAUCUCAGCUCGAAUCGUCUUCCCUCGACGAUCUCCUCCUGCUCUGCGCUCACAAUUCCGGCGAAACAAUCUUCGACGUCGACACCGUGCACAGAAUCCUUCUGAUCUUUUCUCAUCAAGAGGAGAGCGACGACGAUGACGACGGAUCUAAUUUCGAAUCGGACGGCGGUCACGCGCUGGACAAAGUGGCCAAACUGGUCGACGGCUACCUCGCAGAGAUCGCUCCAGACGCCAACCUCAAGCUCGCAAAGUUCAUCGCCGUGGCGGACACUCUGCCUGCCUACUCUCGAUCAUCGCACGACGGAUUGUACCGCGCCAUCGACAUCUACCUCAAAGCGCACGAUCAGGCGCUGUCGGAAAUGGAGAAGAAGCGGCUCUGCAAGCUGAUUGACUUCCACAAGCUCUCGCCGGAAGCCUGCGCCCACGCCGCACAGAACGAGAGGCUCCCCGUGCAAGCGACCGUGCAGGUGCUCUACAUCGAGCAGCUGAGACUCCGAAGCACCCUGUGCUGCUCCCCGCCGCCGGAGAAGCUCGGCAGCGGAGCGGUGCUCGUCGCGGGGGGAGUCGCCGGGAUCUCCCCCCGCGACAGCUACGCGUGCCUGAGGAGGGAGAACAAGGACCUGAAGCUCGAGCUGGCGAGGAUGAGGAUCCGGCUGAGCGACCUCGAGAAGGGCCAUGCUUGCAUGAAGCAUGACGUGAACAAGAAAUCCCACUCGCGCAAGCUCGUAGUUGCAGUGACGAAGAAGAUUCGAAAACUGAACUUGUUUACCGCCGGCAGUCCUUCGAGUAAACAUGAACCAUAAGUUUCUAACAGAUCUUCAAACUUAUUGUGGCUCUUCAAGUUUAACGAUUUAAUGUAAUUGGAGAAUGUAAUGUUUUUGAUACGGAUUUUAUGAUUUGGUUAGUCUUAAUUAAUCAACUUUUAUGUUUUUGUUAAAUGAUCUAAAGUUGUAUCGAUGAUUAUUUAACAUUUAUAUAUUUUUUUUCCA